AUGGCUACCACCAGCACAGUCACUGAUUCAUCUUCGAAACCGUCAGGGCCCAUCGAAACCUCCAUACGAGAAAAGCUGACGACCCUCCUCCAACCGACCUCGUUAUUCAUAACCAACGAUUCCUGGCAGCAUCGUCACCACGCCGCCAUGCGUGACCACAAAUCCGAAGGGGAACCGGAAACUCAUUUCACGAUAGACGUCACGUCGAACGCCUUUGAAGGCAAGAGCACAAUGCAACGCCAUCGCCUAAUUUACUCUGCUCUGUCAACGGAGCUUGCAGAAGGGUUGCACUCGCUCAGUUUGAAAACUAGGUCACAAACGGAGGCUGAGAAGCAGGUAGUUAUAUAGUAGGCUCGGACUGGGAGAAAUUCAAUAUCGUUUUGGUAUCGAAGCUUGGCUUCCAAUGAUAGCAAAUAUCAGGAAGAG
Molecule: messenger RNA, 426 nt
Organism: Guyanagaster necrorhizus
Lineage: Eukaryota; Fungi; Basidiomycota; Agaricomycetes; Agaricales; Physalacriaceae
Product: bola-like protein
Exons: 5
Coding region: 1-348 (115 amino acids)
Biological process (GO): [4Fe-4S] cluster assembly
Cellular component (GO): mitochondrial matrix
Source: RefSeq, a predicted model, not a curated record